Molecule: messenger RNA, 4229 nt
Organism: Prosopis cineraria
Lineage: Eukaryota; Viridiplantae; Streptophyta; Magnoliopsida; Fabales; Fabaceae
Product: TMV resistance protein N-like
Exons: 8
Coding region: 194-2080 (628 amino acids)
Biological process (GO): signal transduction; defense response
Molecular function (GO): ADP binding
Source: RefSeq, a predicted model, not a curated record
CUUUCCAGUCCUGGGAGAUCUCUUCUUGCUUUAUUCAACGCUUCCGCCAUUGUUUUAAUCUCUAAUCAUUCCACUAAGAUCAUGCACUCAGUUCCGUGAGAUUUCAUUCCAGUGGGGUUCGAUCUUAUUGGUUCUUUCUUUGCUCUGCACUUCUGCCAUUUUAAUUCAGCUCUGCGAGUCUGAUAAGAUUAUCAUGGCACAACAAGCAAGAUCUUGUUCCCUCACUUACAAAUGGACUUAUGACGUGUUUCUUAGUUUUCACGGUGCAGAUACUCGCUUAGGUUUCAUUGGCUAUCUCCGCGAGGCUCUGCGCCAAAGAGGAAUUCAUGUCUUCAUUGAUGAUGAAGGCAUCAGAACUGGAGAAGAAAUCAAACCUGCACUUUUCAAAGCCAUACGAGAAUCAAGAAUAGCGAUCGUGGUUUUCUCUGAAAACUUUGCAAACUCGACCUUUUGCUUGGAAGAACUUGCAAAGAUUCUGGAGUGCUUCAAGGAGGAAGGGCGGCUGAUAUAUCCAAUUUUUUAUUAUGUGGAUCCAUCGGAGCUUCGACGUCCAAGAGGAAGCUAUGCAAAAGCAUUGGCGAGACUAGAGAGACGAUUCAAAGACAAUCACGAGAAGGUGAAAAAAUGGAGAUUGGCUUUGUUCCAAGCUGCUAACUUGAAAGGCUUUCAUCUAAAACCCAAGAUUGCGGAAGAAAAAGAUUAUGUUACAAGGAUCACUAGUGAAGUCUCUACUAGAAUUAGCCGUAUUCCUUUACAUGUCACUGAUUAUCCAGUUGGACUUGCAUCUCGAGUAAAGGAAGUAACUUCACUUUUAGAUCUUUGGUCAAAUGAGAAAAUUAAAAUGGUAGGAAUUUGGGGAGCUGGUGGAAUAGGUAAAUCAACUAUUGCAAGGGCAGUGUAUAAUUCAGUUGCUGAUUAUUUUGAAGGCUUAUGUUUCCUUUCUAAUAUAAGAGAGAAGUCUAAAUCGUCAAAUGGUUUGUCACAUCUUCAGGAGAUAUUACUCAAGGAAUUGGUCAUGGAAAAAGAUCUCAAAUUGGGUGACAUGAAUAAAGGAAUACCAAUAAUAGCACAUAGGCUCUAUCAGAAGAAGAUUCUCUUGAUUCUUGAUGACAUUAGCAAAUCGAAACAGUUACAAGCACUAGCUGGAAGAUGUGAUUGGUUUGGUUCCGGAAGUAGAAUCAUAAUCACCACAAGGAAUAAACAAUUGUUAGUAAGCCAUGAGGUCCAAAGCAUCUAUCAUGUCAAGGAAUUAGAUGAUGAGGAAUCUCUUCAAUUGCUUAAUUGGUACGCCUUUAAAAAGGAAAAUGUGGAGAUCGACUAUGUAGAGGUUUCCAAUCGAGCAAUACUUUACUCAUGUGGCUUUCCCUUAGCUUUAGAAGUGAUUGGUUCUAAUUUAUGUGGUAAGAAUGUCAACGAAUGGAAUUUUGCAUUGGAUCAAUUUGAAAGAAUACCACAUGGAAGUGUUUUGGAGGUCCUUAAAUUAAGCUAUGAUGCUUUAGAGGAAGAAGGGAAGAAAGUUUUCCUUGACUUGGCUUGCUUCUUCAAUGGUGAGAAAUUAAGAGAUAUCAGGGAUAUAUUGCUAUGUUCUCGUGGAAUCCAACCAGAAUAUGCUAUUGGAGUUUUGAUUGAUAAAUCCCUCAUAAAGAUUGAAGGAGAUCAUGUAACAAUGCACGACUUGAUAGAAGAUAUGGGUAAAGAAAUUGUUCGACAAGAAUCACCUAAUGAACCUGGCAGGCGCAGUAGGUUAUGGUUCUAUCAAGAUAUUUUUCAUGUCUUACAACAAAAUACCGGAACUAAGAAUGUUGAAGCCAUAAUUCUAGACUCACCCAAAGGUAAAGAAGUACAAUGGAGUGGAAAAGCAUUCAUGAAGAUGAAAAACCUCAGAAUUCUUAUGAUGAAAAAUGCAUUCUUUUCUCGAGGUGCCAAAUAUCUCCCAAAUAGUUUAAGGGUGUUACAAUGGAAGGAUUAUCACUUCAAAAUUUUACCAUAUAACUUUUGUCCAACAAACUUGUCUAUCUUGAUUUGUCCAAUAGUUGUUGUGAAAUACUCCAACCCUUUGAUAAGAAGUACGAGAACUUAACUCAUAUGAAUUUUAAAAGAUGUAAAUUUUUACAGUGUAUACCAAACUUAUCUGGAGUUUCCAAUUUGAUCGUAUUAUGUCUUGAUGAUUGUACAAACUUAAUUGAAAUUCAUAAUUCAGUUGGACUUCUAACUAAGUUGAGAGAAUGGAGUGCCAUGCGAUGCAAAAACUUGAGGAUCUUACCAUAUGGCCUUAGGUUGACAUCUCUUGAACAUCUCAACCUCUUUGGUUGCUCAAGUCUUCAACAUUUUCCAAAAAUAUUAGAGAAAAUGACAAAGAUGAGAAUGCUUGAUUUGGAUAGGACGUCCAUUGUAGAAUUGCCAUCCUCAAUUUGCAAUCUCAUCGGGCUUGAAAUCUUAAACAUGGAAGAGUGUCAUCAUCUUAAGCGACUACCAGCUAGCAUUUUUAUGUUGCCAAACCUAUGCACACUAAGAGCAAAUUCUUGUGAGGGAAUGAGAUAUUUCAAGAAAUGUGAAGUUGGAGACGAAGCAAGCUUAGACCACUCUACAGCAUCUCUGAAAUUGGAAUACUUCUAUUUCUCAAAUUGCAAUUUGUCAAAUGGUUCUCUUGCUCUGUGUCUUUAUUACCUCCCAAACUUGAUAUAUUUAGAUCUAAGUUGUAAUAACUUCACAGUCCUUCCAGCGUGCAUCAAAGAAUGUUACUGUUUGAGAUAUCUUAUCCUGGAUCAUUGCAAGGAGAUUAAACAUAUCUCAGGAAUGCCACCAAACCUAGAAAAAUUUAGUGCUAUAUGUUGCACAUCAUUGACUGAGUCAUCAAAAAGCAAAGUAUUGAAUCAGGCAAUCUACGAUCAACACGGUAAAAGAUACUUUGUUUUUCCAGACAAGAAGUUCCCAGAAAUGCUCGACAUAGUUAGUACUGAAGAUACCUCAAUAUCUUUUUGGAUCCGUAAAGAGUUCCCAGUGAUUCUUAUUUGGAUACUUGUUAAAGAUGUCCAGGAUUCUCUGUUCGACUUUAAAUUCUCGGUGCAUGUAAAUGUCUCUCGUCAAGAUAUUCCUUCAGAGUGGUUCUCAUCAGUAUCAACAAUAAAGGGUGAUCAUAUAUAUCUGUGUGACCUGUACAGCAUUAUUCACAAGACUGAAUUCUCCCAAGCACGUGAUUGGAAUGAAGUGUUUGUUUCCGUCGAUAAUAAUACACAUGAAAGGCAGCAUGAAAGAAAAAUUAAUUUGGGAGUUCAUGUAUGCAAACAAGAAAAUAGGUUGGAAAAUAUUCGGUUCACGGAACCAGGCAUUGUGGACCAAAAGCAAGUGUGUGGAAUAGUAGUGCUGGUGCUAUUCUAUGUAUCUUACGGGGUGUGGUCCUACCAUUUUGGGCUGAAAGAUAUGAUGUCUUUGUAAGUUUCAUAAGCACAGAUGCAACAAGUUUAGUGAGCUCUCUGAAUCAUGCUCUACGUGCAUGCGGAAUAAAUACAUUCAAUCUUGUUUACGGCAUCCCAAGGAGGGGAAAUGUUGACCCAUUUGCCCUUAAAGUAAUUGAAAACUCUAGGAGUUGUAUAAUUAUAUUCUCUAAAAACUACGCAAUUUCCAUGGGGUGUCUUGAGGAACUUGUUAAGAGCCUUGAUUGUAUGAGAACAAAGGGCACGUUGGUUUUUCCAGUUUACUACAAUGUAUCCCCUUCAGAUAUACAACGUCAAAGAAGAGGACAUCGAAAAGCAUCAAGGGAUAUAGCCAAAUUCUAUAAUAUGGACAUGAAAAUGGUGCAAAAGUGGAGGUUGGCUUUGUCUGAAGCAGCCAACAUGUCUGGUUUUUGGACAAACAAAAGGAGUGAUUCUGAGGUUAUCAAAAGUAUUGUUGAAGAAGUCUCUCAUGCAUUGCUGAAUACCUAGAUGGACUAGAAACUCGCAUGUUGGUUUUGAUUGAACUUGAUUUCCUGUUCAUUUGAUGCUGUAAGUUUCCUUAUUAAGUUGAUAUCAGAGAAAGUUCAAAUCAAUCAAAAAAAGGGGCAGUACAACUCCAAGAGAAGCACUUUUUUUUCAUUAAGUUGUAGAAAAGAAACUGUAUAUAUGUGUGGACCAAAUGAUCUAUAGUACCUUCAGAAUUUUUUAAAUCCAUCUUCUAAGUAAUACCUGAUCCGAACAUUUUGUAGGAGAGUCAAGCUACUAAUUGUGGUUCUGCUUAGUUGACUUAUGCUU